UUUGCCGCGGCACCAGCGGAGAGAGGAUCCCGAGCGGCAGCCGGGGAAUAUACAAACUCCUCUUCAGCCUAUGGAUAUAGACUCGCUCCCGUCCGCUACUGCGCUCAGAGUUUGAUCUCAGACGUUUGCCCUCUGCCCAAGGAAGAAAAUGAAAUCCGCCGAGGAGGAUGCAUAUGGCUACACGCCAAAUGUCAGUCUCUCCCUCCCACUGGGCAACCCUUGUCUUCCUUCCCAGUACCACAGCCUCCAGUCCAGCCCCACCAUAUCCGUCUCCGUCACUGAGCCUCAAAGCUAUGACACCCAGGAUGACAUGAGGGCGGCCGGCUACUACUCGUCCUCAAACAUGCGCCCAAACGGGGCGCCGACCCUGGAGAGCCCCCGUAUCGAGAUCACGGCGUACGGUCAGUUUCCUGAGGAUGAGGUGGAGGAGAGCAGCCUUCCUGUGGCCAAGCGAGUCAACUCCAUAGUGACACUGACCCUCCCCAGUGCAGAAGGUUACCGUGACCCCAGCUGCCUGAGUCCGGCCAGCAGCAUCUCGUCUCGCAGCUGCCAUUCUGAGGCUUCCUCCUAUGAAUCGGGCUUCUCCUACAACUACGACAACUCGCCCCAGAACUCCCCGUGGCAGUCUCCGUCCGUGUCCCCCAAAGGCUCCACCCUCGCCCUGCCAGGCGAUGGCUGUGCCACGGGCGGCUCCCCUCGCCACUCCCCCUCCACCUCUCCCCGCACAAGUGUAACAGAUGAAACCUGGAUAGGUCAGCGUGGCUCCAGGCCCAACUCCCCUUGUGGUGCAAAGAGGAAGUACAGUUUCAACGGCAGCGGGGCGCCGCACAAGCACUACCCCUACUCCCCCAACCACUCCCCUGGACCGUCCCCGCAGUCUUCCCCCCGCCUCAGUGUCACCGAGGAGACCUGGCUUCCAAACACCAACCAGUACACCAAUUCAGCCAUCCUGGCAGCCAUUAAUGCCUUGACCACGGAUGGAGUGGCUGACCUCGUGGAGGGAAUCCCCACGAAGGCCCGGAAAACCAGCAUGGAGCACAGCGCCACAGUCAGCCUGAAGGUGGAGCCGGGUGGUGAGGAGCUGAGUCCGGUGCAGCUCUGCGAGGACGAGCACCCCUCCAGCCGCCUGUCGUUAAAGAAGGAGGGCUACUGCGGCGGGUUCCUGGAUGUGCCCCAGCACCCAUAUUCCUGGUCCAAGCCAAAGCAGUACAUAAGCCCGUCCCUGCCAGCGCUCGACUGGCAGCUGCCGUCCAGCUCGGGGCCGUACAGCCUGCAGAUUGAGGUGCAGCCCAAAUCCCACCACCGAGCCCACUACGAGACAGAGGGCAGCAGGGGAGCGGUGAAGGCCCUGGCGGGAGGACACCCAGUCAUUCAGCUCCACGGCUACAUGGAGAACGAGCCUCUCACCCUGCAGCUGUUCAUUGGCACAGCUGACGACAGGCUGCUGAGGCCCCACGCCUUCUACCAGGUCCACCGCAUCACCGGGAAGACAGUGUCCACCCCGAGCCAUGAGGCUCUGCACAACAACACCAAGGUGCUGGAGAUCCCGCUGCUGCCAGAGAACAACAUGCGGGCCAUAAUCGACUGUGCGGGGAUCUUGAAGCUGCGUAAUUCAGACAUUGAGCUGCGAAAGGGGGAGACCGACAUUGGACGAAAGAACACACGCGUGCGGAUGGUUUUCAGAAUUCACAUCAACCAGGCCACAGGGAGGACGGUGUCCUUGCAAGUUGCGUCCAAUCCCAUUGAGUGCUCCCAGAGAUCGGCCCAGGAGCUGCCGCUAGUGGAUAAGCAGAGCUUGGAGACGUGUCCCGCCCCCGGAGGGGAGAGGAUGCUCCUUGACGGGCACAACUUCCAGCACGACUCCAAGGUGGUGUUCGUGGAAAAGGCUCAAGACGGUCACCACCUCUGGGAGACUGAGGCCAAGGUUGAGAGAGACGCGUCAAAGCCUAAUUCGCUCCUCGUUGAAAUCCCUCCAUAUCGGAACCAGAGACUCUCCACCCCUGUCCACGUGAACUUCUACGUCUGCAACGGCAAGAGGAAAAGAAGCCAGUACCAGCGUUUCACCUAUGUCCCCGCCAGUGUUCCAACAAUAAAGAUGGAGCCACAUGACGACUACGAUGCCCCACUGGUGUGCACCCAGCAUAGUUCCACCCUGUCCUUGCACACGAAGCCAUACUUCCCCCCACAGGUCAUGACCCCGAUGAUGACCUCUGACCUCAGGCCGUGUGUUGUUGGCGGGGCGUACCCUGUCAGCCCGCAGAGACUGACAGCCAAGCCUUCCUCACUGCCCUCCUCUUCCUCCCCAAGCACCAGCCCCAAACUUCACGACCUGUCGCCGUCGCCCUUCUCCAAGUGCCUCCCUGCCGGCCCAGCGGUCCCACACCAGGGCCCCCAGUCCCCGAUCCCUCACGUCUCCAUCAUUCAAGAGACUCCCGGGCGCUACCAGCUGCCCAGCCUCUACCCGGCCAGCAGCUCCUCCUCGUCCCCGACCUCGCAGCCCUCCACCCCGACUGACGCUCCCUUCUCUCCGGCCCACUGCAUGACACCAGCCCAGCCGGCCAGCGGCAGCACCAGCCCAGGAGCCCAGCAGCACCCCAAAGUGCCAGAAAGAGGGCGGUCCUCCCUGCAGGAGGACGGCAGCCCCCCGACGCUGGCUGUCAGCAUCAAACAAGAACCACAGGAGCUGGACCAGAUGUACCUCGAUGAUGUCAACGAGAUCAUCAGGAACGACCUGUCAAGCAUCUCCGUCCACAGCCAUGCGUAGUUUCCCGUCACCUGCAAAACUGACACAGGAAACAACAAAAACAACAACAACAACAACAACAACCAAAAAUGAAAAAAAUUUAUAAAAGGGAAACGCCAAACAAAAUUGACUCAGUGCUUUGCCUGCUUGGACUACAGCGCGCAAGAAGCAGCAGAGGGAAAUGCAAGGAGAACAAAUGUAAAUGUAUUGUCCAGAUGACCAGGGUCCAAUGUGUGCCUUGUUUUUCAUAUAUAUUGCCUUUAUGCAGAAAGUAUCCAAGGAAAUAAAUCACAUGACUGACUUUUUUAAAACAUGUAAACUGAGUAUGUAGCAACCAAACCUGCCAUCCCAAGCCCCCGCAACAAAGUACGCUUUUAGAGGACCAAGAAUUGUUUUAUAUGUCUUUUUUGCUGCAGUUUGUAAAUGAUUCAGUGCCUAUGUCUUACGUAAUUUGUAUAUACAGUGUCUGUACUGCUUCAGUUUGCAUAUCUGGCCUUACAGAGAGACAAUCUAACAGAGAAGUGCCUUCGGCUGGAAAUGGAAAGAUGUGGCUUGAGUUUGGCUUGAGAAGUUCAACCUCAAAAUUUGAAAUUAAAGAUUUUUUUAAAGCGAGAUAAUGUAACUUUUGCUGAACAGUGGCUACUGCGGCCACAAGCGACAAUUAUGGGGUAAUGGUAAAUGCUAAGAGAUAUUGUAACACUAGCACAAAUGGAGAAUAGUCAUAAAGUGAGCAAACUGACUAAGCAAUGUCCAUUAUACAGUAAUAUCUGUUUAAAGUUUGCUAACAUUAGCUAACAUUAGCCACCAUAAGCUACUGGUCAUACCAGACCGAAUAAGGUUCUAACAGCAAAACGUCUGAGUGUAUUGAAUUGAUGAAGGGUUUGUUUUAUUUCUUAUGAGUUCAACUUUUCAUUUGUAAACAGGAGAAAUUUCAAAAGGUUGCAUGGUCUUGCUUUAAAUCCUGUUUGGUUAGCAUGUCUGUAUGGAAAUUAUAUAAGACAAGAUAAAGUUACUAUUAAUAAAACUGAAUACAUUUUCUGUAUUCACAACCAACAAUGAGCACUUAACCACUAAACCUGUGGUAUUAAUUGAAGUUUUUUUUUUUUUUUUUCCUGUUAUGGAAACAAGUUACUGUCACUUGAAAUCAAGCGGCAACGGCAAAGCUUUUCAGUUGAUAUGUUUCCCAAACCUCGAAAGAAAGUUAUGCUUUUAUGCAAUCUUACAGCACAAAAAACAAACAAACUGUGUAGUCCCAAGACAUUGACUCAUUUAGUGUCAUUUUCGAGAUAAAAAAUAAUGUGGACUGCAUACUGACUUGAAAAUAACACGAACUCUGGAGUAAUCUGUUGGCUACAGUAAAACUAGUUGGACUUUUAUCAAAGAAAAGAAAAAAUCAUCUCAGUUUUGACAAAGCUUGACUUUUAUUACUCCCUGGAAGCUAUGCAACAUGCAGGUAGCAUUAGUCUGUCAAAGAAUGUAUACAAUCAGCGGUGUACCUGAGAGGGUCUGUAAUCCAAAGAAUACUUAACAACGGUGAACAGCAAUACAAAUAUAUAAAUCUUUAAUGUUUGUCUUUGUAUUUUUCAUAUUUAUUCUCUCAGCAUGUGCUCUGUUUAUCCAUGUUAAUCAUACAGCUUCUUCUACAUGGUUACCUACAUACUGUGGUUUAUGUACUAAUUUGUUUGCGCUCUCAUAAAACUGAAUUGGCUUACACACCUGUUCCCAGUUUUAUAUGUAUUUAUGAGUCUUAAUCCAUGUUACUGAAGGGCAUGAAAGAAGCCAUACUGAAAUGUUUACCGAGGAGGUUAUUGUUAGUCUGUAACGCUUAGUUCUGCUUUGUGAUCUAUUUUGUGUACUUGUCAAUA
Molecule: messenger RNA, 4608 nt
Organism: Xiphias gladius (swordfish)
Lineage: Eukaryota; Metazoa; Chordata; Actinopteri; Istiophoriformes; Xiphiidae
Gene: nfatc1
Product: nuclear factor of activated T cells 1
Exons: 10
Coding region: 149-2764 (871 amino acids)
Biological process (GO): regulation of transcription by RNA polymerase II; calcineurin-NFAT signaling cascade; cytokine production
Cellular component (GO): transcription regulator complex
Molecular function (GO): DNA-binding transcription factor activity, RNA polymerase II-specific; RNA polymerase II cis-regulatory region sequence-specific DNA binding; transcription factor binding
Source: RefSeq, a predicted model, not a curated record